UGAUUAUCGCAUCCGCACUCUUUCCCUCUCGUCUUCUUCGCGCGGACUGCUGUCCGUUCCGUUGCCCUCCUUGCGAUUCCCUUCAAUGGCGAAGGUCUCCAUCAACCUCAACGAGAAGAUCCCCUCCGAGGAAGAUGAAGUCUACAAUCCAACCGAGGACUCGAUCGUUGGUUCCUCCGAUCCUUCCCCGGUCACCGGAACCGUGACAGAUCACGCCGUUGUUGAAGCUUCUGUUGAACCAUCGCCGGCCCCUUCUCACGGCAGCUCGGGUAAGGCGCUCAAAGAAGCUGAGGCAACGAAGAGCACCGUGGCUGUGAUAGGGUCGCAGGCUGCGAAUGGUAGCGCCGCUCCUGUCGACGAGAUACGGCGGAAGAUUCGACGUGCCGAGCGGUUUGGUGUUCCCGUUCAGCUGUCUGAGGGGGAUAAGCGCAAUUCUCGAGCUGAAAGGUUUGGCACUGGUUCUGGCAUGAAGAAACCUGAAGGUCUGAAUAAGUCAGAGGAGCUGAAGCGGAAGGCUAGAGCUGAGAGGUUUGGCAUUUCCGUAUCUGAAGCUAUGAAUGAGGAAGAGAAGAAGAAAGCUCAGCUGGCAAGAUUUUCUUCAAAUGCAACUGUUUCCAGUGAGGAAGAGAAGAGGAAAGCAAGGGCAAUCAGAUUCUCAAAUAUCCCCAGUCCCAUUGCACAAGCGAAUAGCAAAGCAGCUGUUGCAGGCGGUGCCAGUGGAGGAGCAUGAGGAGCAAUUGCUCUCCAUUUCUUCUUUUCUUGUUAUUUUCUUCUUAAUAGUGUAGGGUUCUUAGUCUAAUCUGCAACUGACCAUCAAUGCAUGGGCAAUUCCAUAACAUGACCAACUGGACAGUGACUUUCCUGCAGGGGUUUGGACCAAAAUGAUGGACAUGCACGUGAAUAUGCUAGUUACCUGGUAAGAUCUUUGGUCUGUAACUGAUGCCUCCGGUGCUAACUCAUCCUGAUUUACUGAGAAAAGUAGGAAUUAUGAUUUAUAGCCUGAGUAAUUUUGCUGGUAUCAUUUGGAGCUCUCCUCUCAGAUUGCGCCACUCAAUAUGUAUGGAAAGCGAUAGCCUCUCGUAUCCAAUAUUAGUGAAUCUGGGGUAUGCCAUUAGCAUCAUCAAUGUAUUGUCUGAAUCAUUUUAUCCAGGCUCAGGGCUGCAGUACGCUUUGUCAUCCACCAAACCAAAUUACUCUUUUGGCAAUUUCAGUUGAACUAACAUUUUUCACUCAAACGUCCUCUUACUCAUGUUAGUUUUUCAGACUGAGUCAUCUGUUAGUUUCUUAGGACUGUGCUCGAUCUAAGAUUACCUACAGAUUGAGAUUAUUGCUGAUUGAACAUUGGAGUUAUUCACAUGCUUGCAUAUGAUCAUUCUUUUCUUGUUCUAGAGACUUUUGUUGAGUAUGACAGGUUUUUUUAAGUCAAACUUGCAAUUUAAGAAGCUUUGAUAGUUAUGAUAUUUGCAUAUCCAUGUUAUCUCUCGUUGGUUGCAUGUUUUCCCUAAAUGUCGAAGUAUAGACAGUGCACAGUCAAGGUACUGUAUGACUUGUAGUUGUGGUUGCUUUUUCAUGUUUCCUUGACUAAAGGAGCAAUGUCAUCAUCCGGAAAAAUGUUGAUACAUGGUAGACAUGCAAGUCAUCAUUUCCUGUCAGUGGACGAUCAUUCUCAGGGGAAUAAUCUGAAGGUAGAAAGCCAAUUGUGUCAGUCGCUUCAGAACAUUGGUUUGUGAUUUUAGGUUUUUGAUGAGCACGAUGAUUUUAUAAACUGCAUUGCAAGGAUGAGUUAGCACUUGGGAAGGCCAUUGUUACAUUCUGCAGGUCUCACUCGGUGAAUCUUACAAUCAGCAGAUGUGUGGUGUGGAUAUUGUAGAGACUGGAUUGGUUGACAUAUGUAGAUAUGUUUUAUCUCGUGUCUCUUGUUUCUUUCGGCAGAACUCUUUCUAUGGAUACAAUGUAGAAGGUUGUGCUUGUUGCCCUGCCUGUUAUGAUUGCUCAUCAUAUGUAAUCUAAGUUUCACAUCUGUUGGAAGGCUUGUGAUGUUUUGGUCCUUUGUUCGAUCUCUUUUCACUGUUCCAAAGAACUAUCAUUCACUUAUUUAUGAAGAUUAAGUGACAAUAA
Punica granatum (pomegranate) is the source of this 2118-nucleotide messenger RNA. The record is from RefSeq and is a predicted model, not a curated record. NCBI's taxonomy places the organism in Eukaryota, Viridiplantae, Streptophyta, Magnoliopsida, Myrtales, Lythraceae.